AUGGUAUUUAAGGUUGCUUUUGCUGUUAUGGCGUUGGCAGUGUGUGGACAUGGGCGACUAUACACGUACAUUAGACCGGUCGCUUUUCAUGAAGCACCGACCCUGGUUCAUUCCCAGCCCAAGCUGAGCUACGAGCAGCACCCCAUAUCCGAAGACGAGGUCGUUGACUAUUAUGCAUACCCGAAAUAUGAGUUCAAGUAUGGAGUCAAUGACUUCCACACUGGCGACAUCAAGACUCACCAUGAGAGCCGCGAUGGGGACGUAGUUAAAGGGCAAUAUACGGUGGUAGAGCCUGACGGUUCAAUCAGAACCGUGGACUAUACUGCUGACAAGCACAAUGGAUUCAACGCAGUAGUCCACAAGACGGCUCCCAUUUCCCCACACGAGGCGGCACACUAUAAAUUUUCCGAACAU
Molecule: messenger RNA, 414 nt
Organism: Iphiclides podalirius (scarce swallowtail)
Lineage: Eukaryota; Metazoa; Arthropoda; Insecta; Lepidoptera; Papilionidae
Source: the annotation of a GenBank genome assembly